Messenger RNA from Phalaenopsis equestris, 879 nucleotides. RefSeq names its product acidic endochitinase-like. The record is from RefSeq and is a predicted model, not a curated record. NCBI's taxonomy places the organism in Eukaryota, Viridiplantae, Streptophyta, Magnoliopsida, Asparagales, Orchidaceae. Gene Ontology annotation, biological process: carbohydrate metabolic process. Gene Ontology annotation, molecular function: chitinase activity. The transcript has 2 exons. Gene Ontology annotation, cellular component: extracellular region. Bases 1 to 879 code for a protein of 292 amino acids.
AUGGCAUCACCUUAUAAACCAUGGCUAUUUCUCCUAGCUUUAGCCGGCCUCACCCUCACCUCCCAAGCCGGGAAAAUUGCCAUCUACUGGGGCCAAAACGGCAACGAAGGAAGCCUGUCCGACACCUGCGCUUCCGGCGACUACUCCUUCGUCAUCUUAGCCUUCCUCUGCUCCUGCGGCACUGGCCAGAAUCCUCAGCUCAAUCUCGCAGGCCACUGCGAUCCCUACUCCAACGGCUGCACCGGCCUUAGCAGCGACAUCAAGUCGUGCCAGGCUAAAGGGAUCAAGGUUCUUCUGUCCAUCGGCGGCGGUGCAGGAUCUUAUGUUCUUACUACUAAGGAUGAUGCGCGGCAGGUCGCCACCUACAUCUGGAACAACUACCUCGGCGGCCAAUCUUCCUCCCGGCCGCUUGGCGACGCCGUGCUCGACGGCGUCGACUUCGACAUAGAAGGCGGCAGCCCCGACCACUACGAUGAUCUCGCCAGAUACCUCUCGGCCUACAGCAGCCAAGGCAAUAAAGUAUACCUCUCCGCUGCCCCCCAGUGCCCUUAUCCCGACGCCUGGGUAGGCAAAGCUCUCAGCACCGGACUCUUCGACUACAUCUGGGUUCAGUUUUACAAUAACCCUCCAUGCCAGUACUCGGGAGGGCAGCCGACGAAUCUGGAGGAUGCGUGGAAGCAGUGGACUGAUGCAUGUUUUGCCGGAGGCAUGCCGCCGGGAGCUGGCGCGGGGGGGAGGGGGUUCAGACCCGCCGGUGAUUUGACUUCAAAGGUGCUUCCUGUGAUUAAGGGGUCGAGCAAAUACGGAGGGGUGAUGCUUUGGUCGAGAUAUUAUGAUAAUGAGACGGGGUACAGCAAGACUAUAUUGUCGUCUGUUUGA